Molecule: messenger RNA, 1830 nt
Organism: Vigna angularis (adzuki bean)
Lineage: Eukaryota; Viridiplantae; Streptophyta; Magnoliopsida; Fabales; Fabaceae
Exons: 6
Coding region: 1-1830 (609 amino acids)
Source: RefSeq, a predicted model, not a curated record
AUGUCUGAGGAGAGGUUUAAUGUUGUGGUCCACCAUAGUGGGACCCUAGUAAAUGAUAUUCCUUUUGAAUAUGUUGUACUUUUGGACAAUAUAGAAGGGGUUGUAUCAGUGAAAGUUAAUGAAAAUGAAGAAAGUGGAAGUAAGGAUGGAGAUAUAUUGCACAUAGCCAAAAAAAACCCAUAUGACAGGGGGUUGUCUGAAGAUGAGUGGGACUUAAAUUUUUUGGCCACUCUAGAAGAAAGUGGAAGUGAGGAUGCAGGUGAUGAAAGGCAAAGUUGUGGUACAUUUGGAACAUUUGUUAUGCAAAAGAGUAUGUCUGAAUACAAGUGGGAAGUGGGAACAAAGUUUAGGAAUAGAAGUUAUGUAGUCCAUGGUGGGAGGAAUUUGAAGUUUAUUAAGAAUGAUAACAGAAGGGUACGAGUGAGAUGUUUGGGUGCCCAAAAAAGUUGUCCAUGGAUGGCUUAUUGUGAGUAUUUGAAAGGAUGUAGGACAUGUCAAUUGAGAAAAAUAUUGGAUAAUCAUACUUGUAGUAGGCAAUUCAACAUUAAAAUGAUGAAUGUUAAGUGGUUGAGUGAGACAUUAGAUAAUUCACUACAUGAAAAUCCGAAUUUGAAGAUAAAUGAAAUACGCUCAAAAGCUUUAAGGAAAUGGAAUACCAAUGUCACAAUUUCUAAAGCUCGUAGGGAAAAGAUAAUUGCAUCUUGCAAAGUUGAAGAUAGUUUUAAAAAUCAGUUCAAAAGAAUAUAUGACUAUACACAUGAAUUAUUGAGAUGUAACCCUGGAUCAACAAUAAAAGUUAAAGUGGAUAGUGACAAUGGUGAGACAACAUUUCAGAGGUUCUACGUUUGUUUGAAAGCUUGCAAGGUUAACUUUCUCUCUUGUAGGCCAUCUAUUGGUUUGAAUGGAUGUCUUUUGAAAGGAAAGUAUAAGGGGGAGUUAUUUACAUCUAUUGGUAGAGAUCCUAAUGACCAGAUGUUACCUCUGGCAUAUGCAAUUGUAGAAGUAGAGAACAAAGAUAGUUGGACAUGGUUUUUGGAGUUGUUGAUAGAAGACCUUGGGGGUGCUGAAGUAUGCAAUUCAUGCACUUUUAUGUCUGAUCAACAAAAGGGUUUACUGCCAGCUAUGUUUGAACUUUUACCUAGGGCAGAGCACAAAUUUUGCAUGCGACACUUAUAUGCAAAUUUUAGGAAAAACAUUUCUGGUCAAAACUUGAAGAAUCUAAUGUGGAAGGCUGCUGCAAGUACAUACCCCCAAGCUUGGGAAAGAGAAAUGUUAAAUAUAAAGGAAGUGAAUGAAGAGGCUUACAAAUACCUAAUUGCUAUCCCACCAAGGUAUUGGUCUAGAUCUAGAUUUACAGGUCGAGCACUUUGUGAUACAUUAAACAAUAACAGGAGUGAAGGUUUUAAUAGUGUGAUUUUUGAUGCACGAGGAAAGCCCAUUAUAACCAUGCUCAAAGAAAUUAGAGUUUACCUCAUGAAAAGAUUGGCAACCAGCAGAAUUAAGAUGUGUAAUAUGGACUUUGAUAUCUGCCCCAAGAUUAGAAAAAGACUUACAAAAGAGUCAAAUUUAUCCAAAAAUUGGAUCCCUAGUUGGUCUGUAGAAAAACCCUAUGAAGUUAGGCAUUUUGCACAGAUUACAAACAAGUUUGUAGUUAACCUGCACAGUCAAGAUUACGGUCCACGUAUGAUGAAACAUAUGCCUGCAUUAUAUUUCCGGUCAAUGGCCACCUGUUAUGGGAAGAUCAUCUUACCCAGAUGUCCUCCCACCAUUCAAGAGAAAAUUACUAAAGAGAAAAAGAAGGUUGGAGCAAUGAGAGCUAAGGAGGGAUGA